AUGUUAGGCGUACUUAGAAGAACUUGUACCAAAUUGAUGGACAUGAAAGCCAGACGAACUUUAUAUUUAUCGUUGGUCAAGUCCCAGCUGUGUUAUGCUAGAGAGGUAUGGUCGCCGGUUAACAGCGUCCAGAUUUCAAGACGUGUUGAAAAAGUGCAAAGAAGAGCAACUACGUGGAUAACAAUGACAAAGCGAGGCGAACUGUCGUACAGAGAACGGUUAUUAGCAUUAGAUCUGCUACCGUUUACCUAUGAUCGAGAAGUCAGAGACUUGGUGUAUUUCUUCAAAUCAUUGUUUAGUUACAUUGACGUCAACAUCGAUAACUAUGUGUCCUUUGUGAGUCAUGGCCGUACUAGACUGAGCCAUACGUCAAGAUAUAUACUUCAAAGUAAACUCUGUAAAACUAACACUUUCCAGUCCUCAUACCAGGGGUGGAAAAAGUAUCGGACCACGGGCCGAGUUUUUUUGAGUUCCCAGAAAAUAUUUCCCCAAGAAAGAAAUAUAUAAUUGCAAAAAUUUAGAUAAAAGGAUAAAUUCAGAGGGAAAACUCUAACCAAUAGAAAGAAUACUACCUGUACUGCAGGUAUGACCUCAGAAAUGCAAGUCCAUCUUAAUAGUACGAUAGUCGGAUAGUAUAUAAAUGUAUAGAUUAUAGAAUGAUGUAACAAAUGUUGUAUGGCAAAUAAUUUUUAGCCAAUCUGAGACACCGGGUUUCCAAAAUUUUCUGUCGGAGCAUGCCCCAAGAUCCCCCCUUUUUGCAUCUGUAAAUUUACCUCAGGAUCAGACCCCUGAUGUUAUCUGAAUUAGUUCUGUCAUAUUCCUAAAAGUAUUAUUAAGAUUCUCACUGCACUGUCACUGAAAUUAAUUUUUUCUGCGAAAAUAUAGCAUGACAUUCAGUUUGACAACUUGUUAGUAUUAUACAGUCACAGUGUCCAAGUAUUGAUUUACUUGAUUUAUCACAGAAAAUGUUUUAUUGCCCUUUAUUCAUGGCGGUCCCAGAAAGUAGGGAGUUUAAGCUUCGCGUUUCCGGGAACGGCAAACGGCAGGUUCGAACUUUCUUCGCAAAAUUGUCGUUAAACGUUUUCGUUUCAAAUUUUCUUUCUUGUGUCGAAAGAAUAGUCAUGCAUUGCAGUUUUAAAACAGCAAGUUCAUUUACUCAUGCCUGAUACCGUAAAAUUUUUCUUUGCCUGGCGUUUGCCGUUUGCCGUAUAACGCAAAGCUUAAAAUCUCUAGUAAAAUAUUUUUUCACCCCUGCUUCAUACUACAAUCGUGUUGUAAAGAUUUGGAACACAGUGUGCCAAGAAGUCUCACCUGACAUUUUUCGUAAUCCAAACUCGUUUAAACACUAUCUUAAACGUAGAUACUCUACAUUAAUUAGUAAUGUUUAUCAAAAAAACCAAAAUCAACAACAUAGCGGUCAACAUGGCGGUCAUGCCAAGUGAUAGCUCCGAUAAAAAUAUAUUAAACCAGCUCCAAAAUAAUUUCUUUAACGUUCAAGACAAGUACAAUUAAGGUGCUUGUUGAAUAUGACAGUAGCAAUGACAGAGUGAAAUGGAACGGCAACUUUGAGAAUUUGAAAACUUUUGUGGCCGAUUUGUUUGGCGAACAAAGCAAGUGGAUUUCUCCUGGCGGGCGAGCAAAAUCCUUUCGCAGUAGCCAAGUCUCAAUUACCUGGUACCCUCUCAAAAAGUCACUUGUGUUUCAAGGACAAGCUGGUAUUAAAUUGAAAGAUUUGAUUAUCGGUUUGGCUGGCUCAAAUAUGGCGAAAGACUGCGGAAAUAAUACUCUGAGUAGCGUUAUAGAUCAAGAAAAUUUUGACCAGCUAGCAGGAAACGUUACUAACAUUGAGUUGUCCGUCAAACAGAUUGGUGUUGCAAUGAAGAAACUCGAUAAAGAUUUCCAGCUGAUGGCAAACUAUAUAAAAGAUCGCGACAGGAACCUUAGAGACACGACUCGUGAUAUUGGUGUUCAAACAGACUUUAACUUGGUAAGUGAAAUGCGUGCCCAAAGUCAAACGGUUUGUUCUGUCUCGCAUAGCGAACUCUCAACAGAAUUAGAGGGAGCCAAGCUAGACAUUGUUUUGAUGGAGUCUAAAAUUGUUUGUGGUCUUCUAACAAAUACCCAAAAAAUGGAACAAAUUCGUAUUGAAUUAGUUGAUCAAAACAAGGCUUUAAGCAGCAAGGUAGAAGCUUUAUAG
This is a messenger RNA of Paramuricea clavata, 2197 nucleotides long. The record is from the annotation of a GenBank genome assembly. NCBI's taxonomy places the organism in Eukaryota, Metazoa, Cnidaria, Anthozoa, Malacalcyonacea, Plexauridae.